CCGGCAACUUUCCGACACUUUUCCGGCGACUUUUCCGGCCACUUCCGGUGACUUUUCCGGCUAUUCUUGGGCAACUUUUUCGGUCAUUUCCGACAACACUAUUUCAAGGAUGUCGAAUGAACCUAGACUCGAUUUUCAAAUCCUUGACUCAACUGGUUCGGAUUACCAUAGUUGGAGAACCGACGUUGAGAACCAUCUCACAUCAAAAGGGAUAUUGCCCAUAAUCCAGGCACCAAACGCGGGCCUUGUGUUCCAACGAACACCCAUAAAGCAUGCACAAGCAAUUAUCUUGAUGCGACGCCAUAUGGACAAAGCACUCAGAUUGGAGUAUAUGUCCAUCAAAGAUGCAAGGGAACUAUGGGUAGCGCUAGAAGAGCGCUUUGAUAAUAUCCAAGAUUCCCUCCUCCCUGACUUGAAGAUUCAAUGGAACAAUUUACGCUUCUCCGACUUCAAGUCUGUUGCUGAAUACAAUUCAGAAGCUCUUCGGCUAAGAGCCAUGCUGAAGUUCUGUGAAAAACCUCUCACAGAAGAAGAACUGAUUGAGAAGACUCUCUCCACCUUCCCCGUCGCAGCAAUUAUACUAUCAAAGCAAUAUCGCACUGAAUAUAAUGCUGGACGACUUACUAAGUUCAAUGAACGUAUCAAUAUUUUGUCGGUAGAUGAGAAGCACGACAAUAUCCUUGGACAUGACGGACGCAUGGGUCCAUACAACCGCCCCAAUAAGGAAGGAAACCGCAACUUUGGAGCGGGCACACGUGGUGGCAAAUCCACACGUGGGAGAGGAGAAUAUAACAACACCAUGGGCCGUAACACUAUGGGCCGUGGAGGUCGCAUAAUACGCCGUGGUAGUAGCAGCAACAACCCGCCUAGGGAAUAUCCACAACGUGCACCUCAAAUAAAGAAAGUCAACCACAAUGACGUGUGUCAUAGGUGUGGAUCAAUCGAGCAUUGGUUUAAGCAAUGCCAAGCAAGUACACAACUAGCUGCAAGCUACAAGGAGUACAGGGAAAUGAGGGAGCAAGAAGCUCACCUUGCUGAAAAAGAUGAUGGUGAAGAUGUAAUUCUCACCAUAAAAGACUUCAAAGCUGGAAAUGAAGAGCACGAGGAUGCCGCAGACUUUGAUUAA
Messenger RNA from Rosa chinensis, 1126 nucleotides. RefSeq lists its product as uncharacterized. The record is from RefSeq and is a predicted model, not a curated record. Bases 110 to 1126 code for a protein of 338 amino acids. NCBI's taxonomy places the organism in Eukaryota, Viridiplantae, Streptophyta, Magnoliopsida, Rosales, Rosaceae. The transcript is spliced from 3 exons.